GUAAUGUACGUGAUAUCAUGUUGUCGGAUUUCAAAUGCCUGCAUGCUCUAAUUAUCGUGAGAGAUGGUGUUGAAAGCAAUGAUGAUCAAGAGUUGCCAAGUUCAUUCGGCGAGCUGAUACAUUUGAGAUGUCUUGACAUUUCAGGCAUAAGGAUUAAAUGUUUGCCAGAUUCGAUUGGUGAACUCUAUCACUUGCAGACAUUUAGAGCAAGCUAUGUUUUGGAGAAGAUGCCAAACACAACGAAACACUUGACGAGCUUGAGACAUCUCCACAUUCCUCAAAUAGAAUUACCUCCGGAGAUAGGAAGAUUAAUUUCUCUUCGAACACUACCAUACUUUGUAGUGGGCGACGAAAAGGGUUGUGGAAUUGGUGAGCUUGGAAGCUUGAAGAAUCUUCGGGGGGAACUAGAUAAUUAUAAUCUUGAAAAGGUGCAUAGCAAAGAAGAGGCCGAGAGUGCAAAUUUAUCACAAAAGCAAGACAUUGUCCAAUUAAUGCUUCGUUGGAGUACUGAAAAUAGAGAAGGUGAAAAUUGUGACGAGAGUGUGUUGGAAGGUCUCCAACCCCAUCCAAAUCUAAGAAUUUUAAGGAUUGGUGGAUUCAGCGGAAAACGUUUUCCGUCAUGGUUUUCGAAUUUGUCUGGGCUUAAUAAUUUGACGAUGAUAAUGAUUGCAAGGUGCAAAGAAUGUGAACAAGUCCCGACGUUAGGGCACUUGCCGAAUCUCAAGUCUAUUCUUUUAAGGGGUCUAGACAAUGUGCAAACCAUAGGUUCGUUAUUCUACGGAAUCGAUGACAAUUGUAGUAGCACAUCAAGCAACAGAGUUUCCAAGACGGUGUUUCCUGCGCUUGUAAGGCUCGAGUUGCAGGGAAUGCCAAAACUGACGGAAUGGUUAGAAGCGGAAUUGCCAAGUGCAGUAGACAAUCAAGAAUUGGUGGCAUUUCCUCGCCUCGAAUACUUGGAGGUCCAUGGUUGCGAGCAAUUGAUGAGUGUUCCAAGUCACUUCCCAUGUCUUAAAGAAUUGAAUAUUAUUGCCUUAGAUAGCGAAUUACCUUUCACAAGUAUAUGUGGGAUCAAAUUGAACUCGCUUACAGAGCUCCAAAUUUAUUCAAUUGAUGGAUUGACGUGUCUCCCGGAUUGGUUAUUGAGCAACAAUCAAAAUCUUAGGAAGUUGGCGAUAUCGUAUUGUAACAACUUAACGCAUCUAGUUCCGCGCUUGGAAGGUGCGGGAGUUUCUCUUAGGGAUUUGUUUAUAUAUAAUUGUCCGAAACUCAGAGAAUUACCGGAUGAUCUACACAGCCUCAAUGCUCUCGAGAAGUUGAAUAUAACUGGUUGCCCGAAUCUGGAAACAAUACCUUAUCCGCAUGAAAUGAUGGAGUCAUCCCUCGAGAGUUUGACACUGAAGGGAUUGACGAAUUUAAGGAAUAUGGAAAUGGUGAUUGGGUGGUAUUGCUCGAAUAAAAUGCCUCGCCUGUCGACACUAAUUCUUGAUGUUCCGAUGAUGAAUAUGAUCACCACUAAUUCAUCUUCCUUGUCGGAGAUUACAGCUGGUUCUUCUUCUUCCGGUCAUGACAGUAGUUUGCGGUAUUUAAGCAUCGAUAGUACAAGAUGCGAUGAGUACUCAAAUUCAUUCGUUGACGCCAUUUUGAAAGCAUCGACCAAAUCUCUUAAUAUCUUGUCGUUGGCAGGGAAUAAUUGUGACGACCAAAGUAGUGGUUAUCUACCGGAUCAGAUUCAACAUCUCACUGCUCUUUCUAAGCUAUUCUUACACGAUUUAGGAAAUAUACAAGAAUUUCCUGAAUGGUUUGGGAACAACAACAGCUUUUCGUCGUCUCUGCAGCUAUUACAUAUAAACAACUGCAAGAAGUUGCGACAUUUGCCAUCCAAGGAAGCAAUGCUACACCUCACCAAAUUAAGUUACUUAGCUGUCGGUCGUUGUCCACUAUUAAAUUUAAAGAAAAUACGAGAAAUAAGUGAUGAUGAUGAUUCAGAGUGGCCCAAAAUUUCUCAUAUCCCCGAAGUCUAUGAGGAUGGGAAUCAAAUACCAACUCAUGCUCAGUAAAUGUCGCCGAAGGCAUACAGCACAAAUAAAGUCGAGACAGAGCAGCAGCGAAAACCAUCUUUUUUUGUUGAACUUAAGAGUUUAAUUUACUUUGAUAUAUACUGUAAGUAUGUCACAAUUUAGUUAUUAGCUCGAAAUAUUUUACUUUUGCCUUGUUGAAUUUGUGUGGUCAUUGUUAUGAAAUAAAAACUUGCAAGCUUAUGCGUUAUGC
Erythranthe guttata (spotted monkey flower) is the source of this 2268-nucleotide messenger RNA. Its product is annotated as putative disease resistance protein At3g14460. NCBI's taxonomy places the organism in Eukaryota, Viridiplantae, Streptophyta, Magnoliopsida, Lamiales, Phrymaceae. The record is from RefSeq and is a predicted model, not a curated record.